This is a messenger RNA of Miscanthus lutarioriparius, 4644 nucleotides long. Lineage: Eukaryota; Viridiplantae; Streptophyta; Magnoliopsida; Poales; Poaceae. The record is from the annotation of a GenBank genome assembly.
AUGCCCAACGCCACUGGGCUUCGAAUGGCCAAUAAAGGCUCUACUAAGGGAGCUCCAAUGCCAGGAAUGGAAGGAAGUGUGGCAAAGGAUUUGAAGAAGGCUCCUGCCUUCUUGGAGGAAAACAAGUCUUCUGGUGAUGAGGAUCUUGGCGGAGGGCCUGCCUUGACUGGGAAGAAAAGGAAGGACCGGAGGGGUUCUGCGGAUGAGGACAGGAGUGGUGUGACAAAAAGGGUGUUGAGGUCCGAUGCCAUGAAGCUGCGUGCUGAGGCUGAGGCAGCCUGUGGAGUGGGUGCGGAGGUUGGCAAAACUGACAGUUUGGAGACGAAACACUGUGAGGCUAUUGUGGAGGCUGAGGCUUGCAAAGGCAGGGUGCUGAUGGAAGUAACUUGCAAUGGUGAGGAAGCCAAUGGAUUGGAUAACUUGGACGCGAGCGAUGUCUCGGAAGAGUCAGCUAGGUGUUCUGAGAAUAAUAUGGGAAUGCCUGGUGUUCCUGCAACAGAUAUUUCUCAAGGUGAUGGCUUAGGCACUCAAGGUAGCAAUUCAGAAUCAGAUGAUAAGACAGUCAAAUCAGAUGAGAAGGUGUCCGCUGUAACUCAUUCAGAGCAGAAUGACUCCAGAGCUGGAAUAAACAGUUUGAGUGUUGAUGAGGCCCAAGAUAACAAAGUGAGACAUGGGCCUUGUCAGGGUGAGGUCAUAGAUUCAGCAAUUGCUGAUGAUGCCAACACAAGUACAGAUUUAACCAAAACCAUCCCUACCAGUGGAUCAGAAUCUGUUAAGCAGGAGGAUAGUAAGCAGGAGAAUAAUGUGGUUCAUACUGAGGAAGUGAUACUCCACAGUAGUGAUCCGAAAAUUGAGAAGCAUUCUCACAUUGACGAUGUUUGUACAGAAACCGACAUUUCUUUGACUGAGAAUGGAAGAUGCACAGUAGAUAACCACACUGAUCUAACUGGGUGCACUAAGCAGGAGGAGAGGGGAAGCCCCGUGAACGAAGCCAAUGAUGUUUCAUCACAUGACAUUGUCUUUACAAGGAGAGGUAGAAAAUCAUGUGAGGCAAAGCAGGGGACAUGUGGAGAGGAGUCGCGGUUUGAGAAGCGAGUUACAAGGUCAGCUACAGUUAGGCAGAGAGAAGUUUCUGGAAGCUCACAUAAAACUACCACAAAUGAGGCUGCACUAGGAAGCAGAGGGAGGAAGGGAGAUAUUGUUGCUCAUUAUACAAGGAAAAUGAGCAGUGCAGUAUCUCCAAAAGGUCACCAUGCUGAGCUAGGAGAACGUAAUACCAGUAUGGAGAAGCAAGCAGUGAAAGAAAAGGUGGCUGAUCGAAGAGACUCAGGUGUUACUGAGAAUGAUAAUCAUGUGAAUGCCACAGAGAAUAAGGAAUCAGAAAAUGAAACAGAGAUCAAUUUGAAGACACAACCACCUGUGGGAAGUGUCAGCAUUCUUAAGAAAACAACUGGAGCAGCUGUUUCUGCGGUGGAUCAGAAUAUCUCUGGUUCAGCCAUCACUGAGAGAAAUGAUAUGGAGCAUACUGAUUCUGAUGGAGUUAAAUCUGAAAAUAAGACUCCUGUGCAGAAACCACUACUGUCUGUUGGUGCGAAAAUUGUUGCCAGCAAGAAGAGGAUAUUGGAAGCAGGGCUUGAUAAAAUCACUGGAAAGUCACCAAUUGCUUUGCCAGCCAUGAAGAAAAGAAAUACGUCUUCUGAUCCUGAGAUAGACCAACCAAAUAAGUCUUCUGGAGAGAAGCUUAUUGGGAAUAACUGUGAUUUGGGCAAUAAACGUGUUCUGAGGGAACGGCAGCAUCGCAAUCAAACAAAUUUAUCAAGCAGAUCUUCUAACCACUCUAAUCAAAAUGCUAUCAAGCAGACACAGGAUCAAUCUGAUGAUGAUGAGAUCAGCAGUGAUACUUCCUACAGGAGAACUCGUAGCGGACGUCGUCGUGGUGCUGCCCGUCUUGUCGUGCCAAAACAAGAGGACUCCAGUGAUUCUGAAGAAGUUAUUGUUGUGAAAAAGAAUCGGCGGAAAAGGAAGAAAUCUGUGCAUAAACAAAGGGCUGGAUCUAAGUUGAAGCAUACUUCUGGUCCUUCCAAAGCAGGUCGUUUGGGUAGACCUCCUCUGAUCAAAUCUGAAUCUAGCUCCUUAUCUCUGCAGCCAGGAAAAGGGAAAAUGAAGGUGCCUGAAGGUACAGGAACUCUUCGUGAAGAAAAGCAAAAAAUAAGUGAUCAGAUAAAGGCCAUGCUUCUAGAUGCUGGCUGGACAAUUGAUUUAAGACCCAGGAAUGGUAGAGACUACAUGGAUUCCGUGUAUAUACCUCCUAGUGGCAAAGGGUCUUACUGGUCAGUCACAAAAGCAUAUUAUGCGUUUCGUGCAAGUAUGGAAUCUGAGCAGAAGGAAAGUUCUAAAGACCAGACUUUGUCAAAAAAAUCUGUUGGUAGCCCUGGCAAAAUGCAGGUCUCUGGUUCUUCAGGUUGUACUUUAACAGAGGAUAUCCUUAGCAAAUUAAAAAGAAUUGUUGUAAACAAACGAACAACCAAAGUAGCAAUUCAAAGGUUGAGACAGAAAAGGUUCAAAAAGGAAAAGAAGAAGAACACUACGAAUUCAAGAAGACUGCACUUAGGCAAUGAAAGAAAAAAACGAGGUGGUUGUGCUCUACUUGUUCGUGGAUCGAACAAGGAGUCUGGCAGCGGCACUGAUGGUUUUGUUCCAUAUGAAUGGAAACGUACAAUCUUCUCCUGGCUGAUUGAUCUGGAUGUUCUAUCAGUCAACACUAAGCUGAAAUGUAUGGAUGAAAGCCACUCAAAGGUUUUACUAGAGGGUAUUGUCACUAGGGAUGGGAUUAACUGCAGCUGCUGUAGCGAGGUCCUUUCAGUGCUUGAAUUUGUAGCUCAUGCUGGUUCUGAAGUAAAUAAGCCAUACAGAAACAUACUUGUGGAUGGGCUAGACAUUGACCUUUUGCAUUGUCUCAUUAAUGCAUGGAAUAUGCAGUCUGAUGCUGAAAGGCAAGAUUUCUUUCCUGUUAGCAUUGAGGGUGAUGACCCCAAUGAUGACACCUGUGGUAUCUGCGGCGAUGGAGGCAAUUUGAUCUGCUGUGAUGGAUGCCCCUCGACAUUUCACAUGAGUUGUCUAGGACUGGAGGAACUUCCCUCUGAUUAUUGGUGUUGUGCAAACUGUUCAUGUAAAUUUUGCCAUGAACAUUCUAGUGAUGGUGCUGAAGACACUGCUGAUGUUGAUUCUUCAUUUCAUACUUGUUCCCAGUGCGAAGAGCAGUAUCAUGAAGCCUGCUCUCCUGAGAAUGAUUCCAUAACUAACCUUUCCAGUCAGACAGGCAAUUUAUUCUGCCAACAAAGCUGCAGACUGCUGUUUGAGGAAUUGCAGAAUCUUCUUGCAGUCAAGAAGGAUCUUGAACCAGAAUAUUCAUGCAGAGUUGUUCAACGCAUCCAUGAAGAUGUACCAGAAGAAGUCCUUCCUUUGGACAUAAGAGUUGAGUGUAACUCCAAGAUUGCUGUUGCACUUUCAUUAAUGGAUGAAUGCUUCCUUCCGAUUGUUGACCAGAGAACUGGAGUCAACUUGAUACGCAAUGUUGUGUAUAGCUGUGGAUCAAAUUUUGCCCGAUUGGAUUUCCGUGGAUUCUAUGUAUUCAUUUUAGAACGUGGAGAUGAAAUAAUAGCUGCAGCAUCUGUCCGAAUACAUGGAACCAAGUUAGCUGAGAUGCCGUUCAUUGGUACCCGGAAUAUGUAUAGGCGACAAGGAAUGUGCCGCCGACUUGUAGAUGGAAUCGAAAUGAUCCUGAGCUCUCUCAAUGUUGAGAAGUUGAUCAUUCCUGCUAUCACAGAACUUGUGGACACCUGGACAUCUAGAUUUGGAUUUAGUCCACUUGAGGAUUCUGAGAAGGAAGAAGUGAAAUCUAUUAGCAUGUUAGUUUUUCCUGGUACAGGUCUUCUCCAAAAGCCAUUGCUGAAUUCCUUACCUAACGGAGAUCAAAGUUCUCAAGGAGACAAAACUGAGAAAUCACCUGAUGUAGCCAAUGAAGAUUCUCUUUGCUCUGAUGCAAGUGCUGAUCCCCUAGGUUUGGGGGUCAAAGAGCAUGGGGACAACAGCAAAAAUGCUGAUGGUACUUGCAACGGUGCUGUUUCACAACAAUCUCCCCAUUCUUGCACGACGUCGUGCGGCGUCAUCGUCUCGCCGGCUUCGACGAGGGCGCUGCCCACAGCCACGUCGCAGAGGCACCCGCAGAUAUCGACGGCAGCGACCACCGCCACGCAGCAACCGGGGCUCGGGACCGACUUGUCGGUGCAGUCUUCCACGAUGGUCGCCGCGAGCCGGUGCUCGUCGCAGGUGUCGUGGGCCUUCUUCUCCUUCUCCCGCAGCUCGCUCGCCACAGCUGGCGCGCCCGCAGUCGCCGGGACUGAGCUGGCGUACGGCGCCGCCGCCGGAGCCGCCACCUCCAACGCCGCUGCUGCCUGCCGCCGCCGCUCCAGCGACCCCCUCCCCCUCGACUCCGCCAACGACCCCGAGGACGAGAAACAGAAGGGCUACGGUGAGACGCCGGAGACACUCCAUCCUCUUCCUCUCCGGGCACGGGCAGGGGGCAGGGGUUUGUUUGUGUUUGUGAUGGACGUGGGAGGCAGGCGGAACCGCGAAGGGGGUUAA